AUGCCGUCGUCAGGUAAUGCGCGCGAGAGCCGGUCGUUCCAGUACUUCUACGAGCGGACUGUGCCUUCGUUAGCAGGGUACUGCGGCUCCGAGUUCUGGAAUAGACUGGUGUUGCAGGUCGGCCAGCAUGAAAAGUCGGUAUGGCAUGCGUUGAUUGCGCUGGGUUCGUUGCAUGAGAAUUUCGAGAAUGACCAGCAGAUUCCGGGGCUGCGGUUCUCGCGGAGGGGCCAGGAUAGUUUUGCGGUUCAGGAGUAUAAUUUUGCCAUCAGGGCUCUGCUGGGCAGGUCGAACCCUGCUGGUGUGUUGCCAGCGAAUCUGGCUGUUGAUGUUUGCUUGAUUUCGUGUGUUUUGUUUGCUUGUUUCGAGGUUCUCUCUGGUCAUUAUGAUUCUGCUAUCGGUCAUAUCAGAGGCGGCAUCAAGAUCAUGAACGAGGCGUACUACGACCCCAGAUAUGCGACAUUCUGUCACCCCGUCCUCAAGCCGUCUACUGUCACCAGCCUUGAAAUGGACAAUCUGCGCAAGAUGCUCAUCCGUCUCCAGGAUCAAGCAUUUACCUUGACCCGCGACAGCAUCGACCAGCAAUUAACCAAUUCCACGGCGUAUGGAGACGCCCACCUUGAAAUCCCCGACGUCUUCCGCUCUGUCGCAGAAGCACGCGAUAUAUUUGAAUACUACAGAUACAAAGCCGCCCGCGACGAGACCACCCUCGACGGCACUGAAUCUGACACCAAUGCCCAACUCCUCCGCAUAUACGAACCCAUCCUCACAAAAUUCCUCACCGCGCUCUCAACAUUCGAACAAACCCGCCAAACCCUCCUCACACCACGCGAGCAAAUCGCCCUAAAGAUACUGAAAAUCCACCAAAACAUGCACCUCGCCCGCCUCUCCUACGCCAAACACGGCCUAAACAACCAAGCGUCCUGGGAUAGAUACAACCCCAUCUUCUCCGAAAUCGUCGACCUCGCCGCCUCCGUCAUCGACACCACACACGGAAUCGACUGCCUCUCGCUAUCCCCAGCCCAGCUCGAGAAUCUGUCGAACCAGGGCCUCCUCAAACCCUCGUUCACGCUGGACAUGGGCAUCAUCGGCCCAGUCUUCAACGCCACAACGCUCUGCCGAGACCCGCUUAUCCGACGCAGGGCCGUGCAGGUCCUGCGCUCUGCGUCCAGACAGGAGGGGUGCUUCAAUAGCCAUGUCUGUGCUGUUGUUGCUGAGCACGCGAUUGCGAUUGAAGAGGCUGCGGCGGCGGGAGCUGUAUCUGGGUCUGGGUCUGGGUCUGGGUCUGGAUCUUUGCUUAGGAUACUUCCUGAGCUGGAGAAGUAUAAAUUUGCGUCGGUAACGGCGUGCUCGGAGGUUCCUGAUGCGGCAAGGCUUUCGUAUGUGUAUCCGCGGGUUGAUGCGGUGCGGAAGAGGGUUUAUAUGAGGCUUGGGCUGAGGGGGGUGGAUGUUGAUGUUCCGCUGAUGAAGAUGACACUUAUGAUGGAUAUGGCUGCUUGA
Aspergillus puulaauensis is the source of this 1497-nucleotide messenger RNA. RefSeq lists its product as uncharacterized. Bases 1 to 1497 code for a protein of 498 amino acids. The transcript is spliced from 3 exons. NCBI's taxonomy places the organism in Eukaryota, Fungi, Ascomycota, Eurotiomycetes, Eurotiales, Aspergillaceae. The record is from RefSeq and is a predicted model, not a curated record.